AUGAGUGCCUACCUAGCCAUGGUCAAGACGUUGUUGGAUGAUUUUAUUGGUUAUGAAAUCAUUCAAAUUCCUCGACUCAAGAAUACGAAAGCUGACGCCCUUGCUCGAUUAGCAUCUUCCUUCGAUAUCGACCUGGGAAGAUCUAUCCUAGUGGAAUUCUUGGAGAAAUCUAGCAUAGAGGAAGAUUGCGUGGAAGUGUUCCCUAUUAGUUUUGAGUCAACUUGGAUGGAUCCAAUACGUGAUUAUCUAGCACAUGGAGUCCUACCUGAGGACAAAGCGGAAGCUCGACGUGUACGGUGCCAAGAAUACGUGAUGGUUCCCCAUCAACCUCCAGAGAAUUUGACUCCAAUUAGUAGUCCUUGGCCCUUUGCUGAGUGGGGAAUUGACCUAAUUGGCCCUAUGCCAAAGGGAAAAGGUCAGACCAAGUUCGCAAUUGUUGUAGUAGACUAUUUCACCAAGUGGGCUGAGAACAUCAUAUGCCGAUUUGGUAUCCCAUAUUCCAUAGUUACCGAUAAUGGUAAGCAAUUUGAUAAUGGCAAGCUUCGUGAGUUAGGUGUCGAGCUCAACAUCAAGCAUUUCUUUGCAUCUCCAGCUCAUCCUCAAGCAAUCAAUAAGUGGAUAAAAAAGAACUUGAAAAGAAGGCUAAAGGAGCAUGGGUUGAACUAUUACCCCAAGUCCUUUGGGCGUAAGAACUUCACGCCAAACAUCCACGGGGGACAUCCCGCUCAGCUGCGCAACGCCUCAUACCAGCAAUGUGUAGCUCACUACCACAACUCUCGUGUCAAACCCCGAGCUUUCCAGGUUGAUGACCUGGUACUCCGCAAGGUCAUGCUUGCUACUCGCAAACCUUCAGAUGGAAGCUUAGGACCAACCUGGGAAAGGCCUUACCGUGUCAUUGACAUUGUGUGCCCGGGCGCCUAUCGACUAAGGGAUCUUGAGGGAGCAAAUCUGCCUCAUCCUUGGAACGUCGAGCAUUUAAAGAAGUAUUACCAGCGAUUUCCUCAUCAUCUACAUGCUAUCAGAGUUAGAUCAUCAGUUUGA
Prunus armeniaca (apricot) is the source of this 1041-nucleotide messenger RNA. Lineage: Eukaryota; Viridiplantae; Streptophyta; Magnoliopsida; Rosales; Rosaceae. The record is from the annotation of a GenBank genome assembly.